Molecule: messenger RNA, 1989 nt
Organism: Ornithodoros turicata
Lineage: Eukaryota; Metazoa; Arthropoda; Arachnida; Ixodida; Argasidae
Exons: 11
Molecular function (GO): flavin adenine dinucleotide binding; oxidoreductase activity, acting on CH-OH group of donors
Source: RefSeq, a predicted model, not a curated record
AUGGCUGUGGUGAAAACGGCGGUCGGAGACAUGACGCGUCACGCCGACCAACUGCGCCGACGACCUGCGUCGCGGAUCGCCACAGAGGAUGACACCUGGAUGUCUGAUGUGGAAGUUCACAACCCAAGCCUCCUGACUCCGGUGCCUAAGGUGGCGAGCCCAGCGCAGGUUCGUGUCCAGGAGAACACCAAGGAAGCGAUGGGAACAUACAGGCUCGAGCUUCUUUGCCCCAACCCAAAGAGGAAAAUUUCUCGUAGCCUUGUGAGUGAAAGGGAGCACGAUGCAAUUUUCGGGCGAAAGGUCUAUUUCAAGUCGCGGGACAAGAUGGACGUCCAGUUGCCCUACACCCCAAAAUCUACGACCUUCCAGUUGAUGGUUUUAUUAGCUACGGCGACUUUCACGAAUCCACCGCCCGACACGUAUUACGACAGGGGCAUUAUUCUACCCCGGUACGACUACAUUAUCGUGGGAGGAGGAACUGCAGGAUGUGUCCUGGCCAACAAAUUAUCAGAAGAUCCCAACAUCACAGUACUCGUAAUCGAAGCUGGAAAGGCUGAAGACGCCACAACAGAGAUUCCCCUGUACACCUUUUUGCAUUUCAAUGAGCAUUUCGACUGGAAGUACAGGACAGUGCCACAGAAAAAAAGCUGUCUUUCAAUCGAAGGCAAGAAAUCUCGCUGGACUAGUGGAAAAGCUCUGGGAGGAUCUAGCGUUUUGAACUUCAUGAUAGUCAUACGUGGUAAUUCCAUGGACUACGAUCACUGGGAGGAGCUAGGGGCAACCGGAUGGGCAUUCAAGGACGUGUUGCCGUACUUCAAGGAUGUGGAAAACUUCAUGAUUCCAGAAUAUGUCAACAACGUGGCUGGCCCGACGAGAGCCAAGGUGCACAACUGUGGUGGACAGCAUACCGCCACCUACCGUGCUUGUAGAGCUGCCAAGGCCGCACUCAGUGCGCACCGACGACGUAUCCUGAAUAUUAACUCGAGUCCACCAACCUUACCUUCACGGCGUCCUCCCCCUGGACAAGCCCACUUCCCGUGUCUCUCGGGUAGCACCGAGCAACCGACACACCGUCUUCAGAGCUUGUUUGCCUUUGCACCUGCUGUAAAAACUCUCCAGCCAGCGGGAAAACAGGCGCCUGAAGACAGUUCCCCACGAUCAUCUAAACCGUCCCAAGCACGACCGGAGAAAGAGGAUCACACCUUUGGCGCAAUUAUCCUCAACGGAAGGGUUGCCACUGGUGUGAUGUUUGAGAAGGAAGGACGAAGUUACACCGUGAAUGCUGACCAAGAGGUCAUCCUGUCUGCUGGUGCAGUGAGGUCGCCACAGUUACUCAUGGUGUCCGGUAUCGGCCCAAGAAAACACCUGGAAAGCUUAAAGAUUCCCGUCAUAGCUGAACUACCAGUCGGCGACAACCUUAUGGAUCACGUUACUGUUGGAGGAAUCAUAGCCAGGAUGGAGGCUGAUGCUGAUAUACCUGCCAAAGGUGUCGCCGCCCUCAUGGAGUACAUCAUCAACAGUACUGGUCCAUACAGUGUCGCAGCAGGAGUGGAAUCCCUGCUCUUUCCACGAACGAAAUAUGGCCCUACUCCUGGCCAUGCGGAUGCGGAAAUAGCCAUGAUUUCCGUCCGACCAACCAUACCAGAGAUGAAAAGGCUGUACACGGACGUUGGAGUUCGAGGAGAGGACUACGACGCCUUUAUCGGUCCGCACCAAGGGAAACCGGGCUUCCAGUUGUUUCCAUUUAUAUUCAAACCAAAAUCCAGGGGAAUUAUAAGGCUGGCUAGCCCGGACCUCCACGACUUCCCACUCAUAGACCCACGGUACUACACUCAUCCCGAAGACAUCAAAGUCUGCGUUGCAGCCGUGAAAGCUGCCGUCGACCUGGUGACGGCGAAAGCGUUGAGGGAAGAUCUUGGAGCCAAAAUAUGGGACAUUCCUUUCCCUUCUUGCAAGCAACACAAGCUAUGGUCUGACUGCUAUAUGGCG